CUAGUUUGUUUCAUUUCUUUUAAAUAUAAAAUAUCUCCCACGCUGAAUACGGCGCCCCGCCCCCAGUCGCUGUCCUCCAACGCACAGCGCGGACCCCACUUUCAAUUAUAUACGGCACCCGCGGGGCCCACCCCCAGCAACGCCAUAGGAUAAAAGAAAACCUCUCUCCAGUAAUCUAUCUGCUCUGCUGCUUCACUCCACACUGAUUUUUUAAUCAUCCAUCCCCUCCCUCCGCCGCAGAAAUUCCUCAUGGCUCGCUUUCUGCUGCUCGUCGUCGGGGUUCUGAUCGCCUUCUCCACCGGCGCGCGAUCCGGAUCGGAGUUCCUCACCGAGGAUAAUCCGAUCAGGCAAGUCGUCGACGGUCUUCACGAACUCGAGUCGUCUAUUCUUAAAGCAGUCGGCAACUCGCGCCGCGCCGUUUCCUUCGCGCGCUUUGCUCAUAGGUACGGGAAGAUGUACGAGAGUUCGGAGGAGAUACAGAGGAGGUUCCAGGUUUUCUCAGAUACUUUGAGGACGAUCCGAUCGCAUAAUAAAAAAGGACUCUCCUACUCUAUGGGCGUCAACGAGUUUUCUGAUCUGACAUGGGAUGAGUUCAAAAAGCAUAGACUGGGAGCUGCUCAAAAUUGCUCUGCUACAACAAGGGGCAACCAUAAGCUCACUGAUGCUGCCCUUCCUCUUUUGAAAGACUGGAGGGAAAGUGGCAUUGUUAGCCCAGUGAAAAAUCAAGGUGGUUGUGGAUCUUGCUGGACAUUCAGUUCAACAGGAGCACUAGAGGCAGCUUAUGCACAAGCAUUUGGAAAGGGUAUUUCUCUGUCUGAGCAGCAGCUCGUUGAUUGUGCUGGAGCUUUCAACAACUUUGGCUGCAAUGGUGGCUUGCCCUCUCAAGCCUUCGAAUACAUCAAAUACAACGGUGGCCUUGAGACUGAGGCUGCAUAUCCAUACACUGGUAAGGAUGGAGUAUGCAAGUAUUCCUCUGAAAAUGUUGCCGUCAAAGUACGUGACUCUGUCAAUAUCACCCUGGGUGCUGAAGAUGAACUUAAGCACGCGGUUGGAAUUGUUCGGCCAGUAAGUGUGGCGUUUGAGGUGGUUGAUGGGUUCCGAUCAUACAACGGUGGAGUUUACACUAGCACCACUUGCGGCAGCGAUCCAAUGGAUGUUAACCACGCUGUUCUUGCUGUUGGUUACGGAGUUGAAAAUGGCGUACCGUAUUGGCUCAUCAAGAAUUCAUGGGGAGCUGACUGGGGGGACAAUGGCUACUUCAAGAUGGAGAUGGGCAAAAACAUGUGUGGUGUUGCAACCUGUGCAUCAUACCCUGUAGUUGAGUGAGCAAACUCCUUCAACGAUUUAAACUAAACCUCCAGUUUCAGAUGCAGUACUUGUCCUUGAUUACCUACAAUAGUUAGUUAUGUUUCGCAAAAAUGGAUAUUACUAAAUAAGAUAAGAUUUAGGUCCAAAAGGUGAGCAAUCCAUGAGAAUUUCAUGUAUACCUAAAGACCCUCUGUGUAUAUAAUCUUAAAUUAUGUGUUAUGUACCAUAUCCUACUUUCUUGCAA
Molecule: messenger RNA, 1552 nt
Organism: Salvia miltiorrhiza (redroot sage)
Lineage: Eukaryota; Viridiplantae; Streptophyta; Magnoliopsida; Lamiales; Lamiaceae
Product: thiol protease aleurain-like
Exons: 8
Coding region: 250-1326 (358 amino acids)
Biological process (GO): immune response
Cellular component (GO): lysosome
Molecular function (GO): cysteine-type endopeptidase activity
Source: RefSeq, a predicted model, not a curated record